Molecule: messenger RNA, 1851 nt
Organism: Drosophila innubila
Lineage: Eukaryota; Metazoa; Arthropoda; Insecta; Diptera; Drosophilidae
Gene: PIG-Wb
Exons: 2
Coding region: 28-1470 (480 amino acids)
Biological process (GO): protein localization to plasma membrane; GPI anchor biosynthetic process
Cellular component (GO): membrane; endoplasmic reticulum
Molecular function (GO): glucosaminyl-phosphatidylinositol O-acyltransferase activity
Source: RefSeq, a predicted model, not a curated record
GUCACAAACAGUAUCCAGGCAAUCGCCAUGGCCAGCGAACCACAUACGCUCUUGGACCUCGAAACUAUAAAAAUUCAUUAUGAUAAGCGUGCAUUGGAAUCGAUCGAUCGUGGCUUUACGUCAUUAUUGGUCAUAUUGACCACUUUUUCGGGCAUCGUUUUGGCUCGCGUUGCAACACACCGGCUAUGCACCCGAGUCAGUCCAAUUCUGUGCUUUCUCGUCGAGUUUCCACUGAUCGUUCUGCCGGGCGUGCUCUUCGUCACAGUAGCUCAUGGAUAUAGUGGACUCUUUGUGGGAAUCGUGGCCAUCUUAUUUCUUGGACUCAUCGUGACGACGGGUUCUCUGUCGCGUGCCAGGAGUCGCUCCCACUUCGAUUUGGGCAAACGUCCGACGGUUCUGACCAUUGUGAGGGCGCUGACCCAAUUGAUUACCGCUAUUUGCAUACUCGCCAUUGAUUUCGAAAGCUUCCAUCGGCCAUACCGCAAGAGUCGACUGUUUGGCGCGCAACUUAUGGAUACCGGCAUUGGUUUGUUUGUGGUAACCAUGGGAUUGGUUUCAAGACGUCCGCGAAAUUGCGUCGAUCUUCGAAGGAGUCUUUUCCGUUCAGCUUUGCCGCUUAUUCUGCUUGGAUUUGCACGCACUCUGGCCUUGGAGAUUAUUGGUUAUGGCCAGGAUGAGCAUGAAUAUGGCAAGCAUCUGAAUGCCUUCUUCACGCUCGGAUUCACCAAGCUCUUUGGCAGUCUCUUAAGUUAUCUGCCACGCAGUGACUUUCAGUUGGUUCCGCUGGCAAUAGCUGUAUUGGUUACCCAUCAAUUGGGUUUAUCCUUUGGCGGAAUCUCGGCGUAUGUGAUGGACGAUGACUUGGCGCGAUCCUCGUUUCUAAGCGCCAAUCGGGAGGGACUGCUCUCUCUGCCAGGAUUCGUUUGCAUCUACUUGAUAUCCAUUUACCUCAGUCGUUGGUUGGUCUCCAAAACGCUGCUCAGUUAUGCGGAAAUGAUACGGAAACUGAGGUACUUUGGACUCUUUUCCCUGCUCUGUUGGGUUUUAAUGGUGGGAGGUGCGAAUGCUGUGGGGAUUUCACGAGUUACCUGCAACAUGGGCUAUGUCUUCUGGAUGAUUGCCAUAACCAGCACCAUGGUGUGGUUAACCAUGUUUAUCUUUGAUUUUAUCAUCAGCAGCGUAUUGCCCUUGGAUACAACGAUAGCUCUAGCUGAGAAUCUGGAGAAGGGUUCGUCGAGUCCCAAAACUGUUGCUCCGGAAAAGGGAGGAGUAUUUCUUAUAUGCGAGGCCUUGAACAUGAAUGGGCUCACCUUCUUUCUGCUGGCCAAUGUCUUAACUGGCGGUGUGAAUAUAUUUCUAUCACCAGAGAAUCGAUCAAAUUUCAGUUCAGUUCUUAUCUUAUUGGCCUAUAUGUUGUUGGCCACGUUUGUUGUCUUCCAACUAUAUAUGAAGCGUAUUCGUAUUGCCUAAAAUGUUGCCACGUUUUAUCUUUAUUAUUAUUUUAUGCUGUGAUAAUGCCAUAGAAUUUAUUAUAAUAUUUAAAAUAUUACUAUGACUGUACCCAAAACGGAGUCAGUUGAAUUUAAAAAUCAUUUGCUUGUUUUCCGGCACUCAUAAUUUGUUUGUCUUUAUUAUCUUGUAAGUUAUACUAUGAUAAUUUCUGAAGUCCAUUUUAUAAUAACUUAAGCUUGAUAAUAAAAAUGACGUAUUAAACGACUUUAUCAAUUAUUAGAAAUUUAUGGCAAUAGGUAUAUAAUAUGCUCAAUUUAAGUGUGGUUUUUGGCUAUAUGAUUGAUUAUAAUAAUAAAAUAGUUUUUUAUUUACUUGAUAAGAAAUUCAAAUUUUGAAAUG